Phaeoacremonium minimum UCRPA7 is the source of this 1410-nucleotide messenger RNA. RefSeq names its product putative carbonic anhydrase protein. Gene Ontology annotation, molecular function: zinc ion binding; carbonate dehydratase activity. The transcript is spliced from 3 exons. The coding region runs from base 1 to 1410 and encodes 469 amino acids. The record is from RefSeq and is a predicted model, not a curated record. NCBI's taxonomy places the organism in Eukaryota, Fungi, Ascomycota, Sordariomycetes, Togniniales, Togniniaceae.
AUGUUCACCUUAUCGUCUCUCAUGGGCACUUUGCCUUUCAUUUUCUCUCUACCAAGUCUUACCAUUGCGGCCCCAAUCGAGUCCCGACAGACAGCUGGAACACAGGUCGUAAGACUUGCGUCGGUUGAGAAUGUCGCGGUGCGCUCGAAUGGACAGAUCUUGGCGACAAAUAUGAACAGCGCGAACUUAUAUUCCGUAGACCCCGUUGCUAAGACUUCGACUACCGCGGUAGUUGUGACGGGUGCAAGUGGUUUAAGUGGCAUUGGCGAGGUCACUCCGGAUGUUUUCGCAGUCAUUGGAGGGAAGGCCAUCUACAAGGUUGACUUUACUGGAGGAACCCCAAAGUCAAGUCUUAUCAAGGAGAUUAAGGAGGCCAACAACUUGAAUGGGCUAGCGGUGUAUGAUAACACGACUGUCCUGGUUGCCGAUGCCGGAAAAGGGAGCGUAUACAAAUUCAGCGUCACAACUGGUGACUACUCAGUUGCUCUGUCGGAUCCUACAAUGGCCCCGUCAGGAGGCAUCCCCUUUGGGAUCGACGGUAUCAAGUAUAAGGACGGCGUGGUAUGGUAUACCAACAUCUUCAAGAACAGUUUCCACAAGGUCUCUGUCGACUCGUCUGCAAAGGCCACAGGAGCUGUAACAACAUUGUGGACGAACCUGAUGGGAGAUGAUCUUUGCUUCGGACCGAAUGGGAAAAUUUACGUCGCGACAAACGGCAAGAACUCUCUGGUUGAGGUCGAUCCCGCUGUCGGAAAGCCAACUGCUAUUGCAUCAGUUACUGGAUCUACGUCGUGCGCAUUUGGACGAACUGAUAAGGAUAAAAACAUCGCUUAUGUUGGCGCGGGUCAGGGCAUAUAUGCCGUCACUACAGCCAUUAUAUCUACACUAUUCGCCAUGGCUACCUCUGGAACUGCGACGGAUGGUCUUGCGCACAGAAAUGCUGAAUAUGCCAGCAAUUUCACCAAAGGCGACCUAGCCUUACCUCCUGCGAAGCAAUAUCUGGUCUUAACUUGCAUGGACGCACGCAUUGAUCCAGCUGCCGCUUUUGGCAUUGAACUGGGGGACGCACAUGUCAUCCGCAAUGCGGGUGCGAGUGCCAAAGACGGACUUCGGUCCGUCAUCAUUUCACAGCAACUCCUCAAUACCAAAGAGAUUUUGCUUGUCAAGCAUACUGAUUGCGGUAUGACGACUUUCAAGAACGAGCAAGCUCACGGUCUUGUGGCAGAGAGGCUUGGCGAUUCUGCUGCUACAGAGAUAUCGACGCUAGAUUUCUUGCCGUUCCCAGAUGCUGACAAGGCUGUUGAGGACGAUGUCAAAUACUUGAAGAACCACCCGGCCAUCCCUAAGGAAGUGGUAAUCAGCGGCUGGGUGUAUGAUGUGAAAAGCGGAAAGGUCAAUCGCAUCGUCUAG